Aspergillus caelatus is the source of this 731-nucleotide messenger RNA. RefSeq lists its product as uncharacterized. The coding region runs from base 155 to 583 and encodes 142 amino acids. The transcript is spliced from 2 exons. The record is from RefSeq and is a predicted model, not a curated record. Lineage: Eukaryota; Fungi; Ascomycota; Eurotiomycetes; Eurotiales; Aspergillaceae.
GACUGAGGCUCGGGCGUCUAGCCGAUAUCAAAAGGAUGAGAGUGCAUGGUGCACCAAGGUGGUCUAUCCCAUGCUCCACCUUGCAUGUAAGGGCAGUAUGCUAAAAGCGGAGAGCGUACAAACCUAGACGAUCAACCCUGAGCUGCUCCCAAUAAUGCCGAAAAAUUACCGCGUCCAGAAGAAGUGCGAUUACGCGUUUUGCUUUCAUGAAGAUACCCAGCAGGUCUCUGACUUAUAUGAUGCCCUCACCUGUGCGGGCACGGGCGAUGUCUUGAGCCAAACGACAGACUCGAAUACGAAGCGGCGGUUACUCUUUUCCGGGCUUAGAGUCAAACAUGAGAAUGGUGGGAAGGAUGAAACACUUGCCCAACUUGCUACUUGGAUUGCGGCAGGGAUGGAAAACACCAGAAAACUUUUGAGACGAUCCUCCAAAGAGGUAUAUUCGUAUCGUGACCUGCCUCCAAUGGUUGGGUGGACUGUUGUUGGCCAUGACUGGUAUACUUGGGUCACUUUUGGUGCCACCAAGAAUGGCAGAGACAGGCUUGUUCGUAACUCCUCUCACAUACCGUCUGAGCUUUGCUGAUACUUUCGUUAUAUUACGCCGUAGAACCUUGGAGGGCGGCUGCUGCAGACACGAGAGAUGUGUAUGGGGCGUUUGAGUUGCUGAAGCUUUUGCGCAGGGCGUCGGCUUAUGCGAGCACUGCGUAUUGGUCUUGGUUGCGGCAAAACGU